Xyrauchen texanus (razorback sucker) is the source of this 771-nucleotide messenger RNA. RefSeq names its product transmembrane protein 81 (gene tmem81). The record is from RefSeq and is a predicted model, not a curated record. Lineage: Eukaryota; Metazoa; Chordata; Actinopteri; Cypriniformes; Catostomidae. The transcript has a single exon. The coding region runs from base 1 to 771 and encodes 256 amino acids.
AUGACCCUCUCAGCGCUUUGGCUGGUGUUGUUCUACUGGACAGUGCUGCACUCCCCCAGUGACUGCAGUACUUUAACCAAAGCCGACCUGCAAGAACUGGAGAACAUCAACACCUGGGUCAUUACCCGCAGCUUUCCCUGCAGUGCCACCUGUGGGCUUGGCCUCCGAACUCAGGAGCUCUGCCCUAUUGGUGGUACCAGAAACUUCUCCACUGCAGCAUGCAAGCUGCGAACUAUCCGCUGCCUAGAAACCUGGCAGUGCGGACUGAAGACCCAAACGACGAUUGCUGGUCAGCGGCUUGAGCUUGACUGUCUAGAAGAAGUGAUGGAAACCAUAGGUCGCUUUGCCUUUGUGGUGUCUUGGCGCUUUGCACGUGGAGUGGUCACAUCUGACAACUCACUGUUUAUCCGUUAUGAAGCUCUGAGUCUGGACAAGGUGGUGCUAGACCCUCUCAGAGAAGAGGAUUCCGGGACAUAUCGUUGUGAUGUACUGGACACUGGUAAACGAAGAGUGAAAAGAAUGUACAAUGGAGUGAAGGUGUUAUCUCCCAACAUGCUUAGUUUGGACUUUACUAAAGGUCUGAUUCAGUGGGAAACCCCUGAGAGUCUGUGGCCUAACAUAACCACAAGAAACCCGUAUCCAAGCAGCACUGUCCGCAACAUGGUGCUGGUAAGCCUGUCCAUAUCAGUUGCAAUGACGGUGGUCAUCUUUCUACUCUUGUGGGCUUUUUACAGAAAAAGACCAGCUCAACUUCUCCAUGACAGUUUAUAA